This is a messenger RNA of Cuscuta europaea, 1299 nucleotides long. The record is from the annotation of a GenBank genome assembly. Lineage: Eukaryota; Viridiplantae; Streptophyta; Magnoliopsida; Solanales; Convolvulaceae.
GGCAGAGAUGCGCAUGCUGCGUUGGAUGUGUGAGCAUACUAGGAAGGACCGCGUGAGGAAUGAGACAAUCAGACAAAGGGUGGGAGUAGCACCUAUUGAAGACAAGAUGCUGGAGUCGCGCCUACGGUGGUUUGGUCAUGUGCGUAGAAGACCGAGUGAUGCACCUGUUAGGCGAGUUGAGAUGUGUGGAGAAGAGGCAGGGAAGAGAGGGAGAGGAAGACCCAAACAGACGUGGGUUAGGGGAGUUCGAAGUGAUAUGCUUCUUCUGGGGUUGGAUGAGGGCAUGACUUUGGAGAGAACUAAGUGGAGGGCGGGUAUUCAUGUGAAGGAGUGAUCUUGAUAAUCUUUUUCCCUCAUCUUUUUUUCCUGGUUUUUUUAUCCUUAUAUAUAUAUGCAUUAUUUGCAGCCUUUUUAUUUUAUCAUUUUUAUAUAUAUUCAUCUUUUUUAUAUUAUCUUUUCAUAAUAGCUUAUCUUUUUAUCUUUUUUCCUUCUUUUCCUUUUGAUUGUGAUAUCAUGUAUCGAUUCAUGUUAGCCGACCCCAAUAUCUUUUGGGACUAAGGCUUGGAUGUUGUUGUAUAGCUCUAGGCUCUAGCCUAAAAAUAGAUGGAACACAAUGAGCCAAGACUUUUAUGGAUCGAUCUAGUUAUGAAAAUGUAAGUUUGGACUAAUUAUAGUGGUUGUUUUUAGAUUAUCGAGAUCAACUUUUGUAUUUUUAUUCUUGUAACUGAUUAAAAAAUAUGGCAAUGUUUCACAGAGGGUAUGAUGUGUUGUUUUAUUGUAGUUUUUAACUUGUUAAUUUGGGUAAAAUACACCGUACGGCCGGCCGUACGAUGCUCACCGUACAGCUGGGUUUUUUUGUAAUUAAACCUCCGUGAUUCAGCCCUGCAACUCAUCAACGAAGACGACGAAGGACGGCAGAUCGAAAGUCUGGUGCAACUCACGAAGGCAGAUCGUCGAUAGCCAAGCUUCCAAGUGCAACUCACGAGUCACGACUGAGAUUCUUAGCCGACGCAGAGACGAUUCUACCCCUGUGAGCGAUUCCUAUUCUUCACACUCUAUUUUUCGAUCUCCGCUAAUUACUGGCCUGCUACCUGGGCUGCCACAUUUUUUAUACAAAAUGAAAUUAUGAGCAUAAUAGACAUUUCGAAUGAGUUUUAUGAUUGCUCAUUUUGUAAUUUAUGUAUACUCAUUUGAUAUUUGCUUAAUACUCAUUUUAAAUGAAAUGAGUUUUAUGUUAAACUCAAAUGAGUACAAAGUAUAACGUCCAAAAAGAAUGAGCACACACAAAUGAACCUUUUA